This is a messenger RNA of Fusarium subglutinans, 1143 nucleotides long. Its product is annotated as glutamyl endopeptidase. Gene Ontology annotation, molecular function: serine-type endopeptidase activity. Bases 1 to 1143 code for a protein of 380 amino acids. Gene Ontology annotation, biological process: proteolysis. The record is from RefSeq and is a predicted model, not a curated record. The transcript is spliced from 3 exons. NCBI's taxonomy places the organism in Eukaryota, Fungi, Ascomycota, Sordariomycetes, Hypocreales, Nectriaceae.
AUGUCUACCUCUACCGCUCAAUCUAUCUUUGGUCGCUGGUUUCUUGCGUCUGUUGACGACAAGCCUGCCGCUGAUGUACUACGAAUCGGAGCAGCUGCCGAAGGCAUUGAGACCGCUCUUGUGGACGACUCCCGCAUACCGGUUCGAAUUUCUGAUAUCCGGCCUGGCGGUAAAUAUUAUUCCAUCGUCAAGCUUCAAAUCAAAUUCGAAAAGCAACUAUCGUCUGACACCCGGUGGGCCCACGGUACUGGCUGGCUAAUUGCUAAUGAUCUUGUUAUUACUGCUGGUCACUGUACCUAUGACCAUACAUACAAUUUCCGCAAAGCUGUUAAGAUCCGUGCUUAUAUCGGUUACAAUGGUAAACAGUCUAUUGGACAGCCAGACGUUCAGUUUCGACAAGGUCGCAAGAUAGUCACCCCCAUGGAGUGGACUACUAGCGAUAUCAAUCGUGCUAACGACGUUAGCCUGAUUUUGCUGGACACCCCGUUUAACAGCGUUACACCUAUCAACUAUAACCCAACUGCCGCGGCCUUUAAAGACUGUAAACUCGGAGUCGUUGGAUACCCGGAUGAUAGGACCCUCGACGAUGAGCCCGGUCCCCAGAUGUACGAGAUGUUCAAAGAAACAACCUGCGAUUUAUCCAAGACGUCACUCAACAUGCUCGAGCACACCAUUUCAUUUGGUCCAGGUCAGUCCGGUUCUCCUGUUCUCAUCGAUGGACAGAAUACUUCGAUCGGAACGAAUGUCUACGGACUCGGUACCAGGAACUCGGCGAGCGUUAUCCGUGGAGAAUACGGAAAUUACUAUAAAAGCAUGGUAGAUGCACUUAGCAGUACAGAGGCCCCUGUCACAACUCGCAAUGGCGUUGAGUAUAUCAAGAUUACUCAGCCAGAAGACGCAAUCACGAACGAGCCUGCUGGCGAUGAAGAAGCCUUCUGGGGCUGCCUGAACAAUGUCGUUAACAUUAGUGCCAGAAUUAACAGUACUGUGCUUCAUGUCGGAACCCCCUUCUUGGGUCCCAUUGUUGCACCUGUUACGGCUGUAGUAGGUACAGCACUUUCAGUCAUUGGUAAGCUUACGUCGAGGAACACCGAGGUUGCUUUUGAUGACAAGCUUGGCCCCCCCUGCGCCCACCACGGCUGA